AUGAUUGUCUAUGAAAUCCACCGUUCUGUGAUCCAGAACCCUUAUAGCUCGGAUUCCUUUACAGUUCGUCGACAUGAGCUCAUGGAAGAUGUCGAAAGCAACUCGACUCUUCUAUGUUUGAACCCUCACUCGUUUGGUGAAACAGGUUCUUUUUCCCCGAUGAUCUCCCAGCAUGAGAUUGUGAACACUCGUGAUAAUCGAGAAACCAUCAGGGUUCGUGCUCGGGUCAAAUAGUUGACCAGGACGGAGGGUAACUCAUUCUUCCUCUAAUGGCUCGGGAGCUUUAGUCUUAGCGUUUGCCCGGCCUCGUGAAUAGGCGUUCACGAUGCUGAACUUUGGGAGUCCUUUGCUUUGGGACAUUUCAUCUGUCCCAAAAGGAUAAUGGAUCUCCUUCUGGCCAGGAGUUCAUUGUAAUGCCAAUUUAAUCGAUAGAAGACGGGAAUCGACCGCGAUUUCGUUGAAUAUUCAAUCGGAACUAACUUGUUCCCUAUCGAGACGUUUGAGAUCUGUCAGUGGUGAUGUACCGACUGACGUUCAGGGAAAAGGUCUUUCCCUCCGUCCUGAACUUCAAUAUCUCGGAAUAGUUCGAUCCAAUCUAUUCUAUGUUGGCUUUAUUUCAACAAUUAGGAAAAUUUUUUCCUCUUGGCGAGGUCGAGUGCUCGAAGCUUUCUCGUGCGUCGCGACUUUGCUUUAGUGCGAUUUCCUGUCAACACGCUCCGUUUCUCUUGUUCGAGAAAAAAUCCCUUCUUAUGGAUCGUAUCGAAAUGAUUGACUUCUCUGAGGUUUUUCGCUCCUAUCUUCUAAUGAAGAACGUUUAGAAAAACAAACGGAGCUUUCAGAAAUUCGAUAGAUAUCGUCUUUUCUUCCUGCUCUAGGAACUGGCAAAGUAGCUUCUCUUUCCGCUACUGUGUUCGCCAGGUUCAAGGAAUCUGUCGUCUUUGACGACGAACCGCGUCGUGAUUCUCUCGGUUAUAGAGUUUAUGCCACACUCUCCUCUAUGCUUCAUUUUGGAUCAUCUCCAAAUCGACUAAAAUCAGUCGACAUCAUCCUUCUGUUCAGGAACUAGAGAUACCGCUCUCUUUGUUGCGAGCGUGUAUGUACCCCUGGAGUUGGCAGCCCAGUUAUGAACCUGGCUUAUCAUCAGCAUAUCUUUCUGCUUUUCAGCAUACCUCUGUGCUUCAUUGCAGAUAAUUCUGCCUUGUAUGUUAUCCUCUUUCCUCAUGGAAUUUGGGUUCUGAUGACCGCUUCUCACUCAGCGAGGAUCGCAAUGAAACUCCUCUGACGCCUUCUCUUCUCCGAGAAGUACUACACCGUCAGACAGAAUCAUGUUUCCAGAAAUUUCAGCUUCUGGGGCACUAUGAUCAAAAAUGCGUAGAAUCUUUGCGGAUUUAUGGAUUGAAUAAUCUGCAUUCUUUCAUAAGAUUCUAGUCGAACCCUGGUUUCUCAAGGUGACAUGCAUCUGGCUAGUUCAGGAUUGCACUUCCUGUUCGCCAAUCGCCUCGUGUCUGAUAUAGGCAUAACCAACGGCUUCAGUUUGUUACUGGAAACCUCAACUGGUUUUCCUCAGGUUGACAAAUUUCUUUGUCCUUGCCUGAUUCGUUCGCGAGGACCCGGGUCUCGACAAAAUUUACUUCGGAGUUCCAGAAUUGGUCCUAUUUGGGAUCAACAGUUUCUUGUUGCUCUGAUCCGGGUAGUGACUCUGACUGUCAGUGAGACCCCGGACCUUGGUUCCUUCACGGAUCCACUUUCGCUUAAUUUACGGAUAUCUGUCUCCGUUGGUUUAAGCGCGGUCCCUGUGGGUUGUGUAUCACAGGGGCCUCAGACCUCGGUUCCAUGUUGGAUCCGAUUUUUGGUUCGAACCAGGUGAACGAGAUCUCCUGGUUCUCACCAGGAUCCUGUCUGACUCCGACAGGACCCCGACCGAUCUGUAGCACAGGGCCUCAGACCUCGGUUCCAUGCUGGAUCCGAUUUUCGGUUCGAACCAGGUGAACGAGAUCUCCUGGUUCUCACCAGGAUCCUGUCUGACUCCGACAGGACCCCGACCGAUCUGAUGAUCAGUCGCGUCGACCGAAGAGCUUUGAACAGCUGGGAAUGA
Messenger RNA from Caenorhabditis auriculariae, 2095 nucleotides. The record is from the annotation of a GenBank genome assembly. Lineage: Eukaryota; Metazoa; Nematoda; Chromadorea; Rhabditida; Rhabditidae.